Populus trichocarpa (black cottonwood) is the source of this 1089-nucleotide messenger RNA. Its product is annotated as chlorophyll a-b binding protein CP26, chloroplastic. Bases 94 to 966 code for a protein of 290 amino acids. The record is from RefSeq and is a predicted model, not a curated record. Gene Ontology annotation, cellular component: chloroplast thylakoid membrane; plastoglobule. Gene Ontology annotation, biological process: photosynthesis, light harvesting in photosystem I; response to light stimulus. The transcript has 6 exons. NCBI's taxonomy places the organism in Eukaryota, Viridiplantae, Streptophyta, Magnoliopsida, Malpighiales, Salicaceae.
AGUUUUUCUAUAUCCCAUUGUUACCUUAUUAUCCAAUCCACAACAGAAGCGCCUGAGCAGCUCGAAAGACAGAAAGCUUUGCAACAAAGAGAUAUGGCUUCCCUGGCAGCAUCCAGAGCAGCUGCCUCCCUUGGAGUGUCUGAAAUGCUAGGAAACCCUCUCAACUUCAGCGGAGCCACCAGGUCUGCUUCUCCGGCUGCAUCAACUCCUGCCACGUUCAAGACUGUUGCUCUCUUUUCCAAGAAGAAGCCCGCUCCUAAACCAAAGCCUUCUGCUGUUUCACCAGCUGAUGUGGAGCUCGCCAAGUGGUACGGUCCUGACAGAAGAAUCUUCUUGCCGGAUGGGCUCUUGGACCGGUCUGAGAUCCCAGAAUACUUGACUGGAGAAGUCCCUGGAGACUAUGGUUACGAUCCUUUUGGUCUCAGCAAGAAGCCAGACGACUUCGAAAAAUAUCAGGCAUUUGAGUUGAUUCACGCCAGGUGGGCCAUGCUUGGAGCAGCUGGCUUCAUCAUCCCUGAAGCUUUCAACAAAUUUGGAGCCAACUGUGGGCCAGAAGCUGUCUGGUUCAAGACAGGAGCUCUACUUCUUGAUGGCAACACAUUGAACUACUUUGGCAAGAACAUCCCCAUCAACCUCGUCCUUGCUGUCGUUGCUGAGGUUAUCCUUGUUGGCGGUGCUGAAUAUUUCAGAAUCACUAAUGGCUUGGGUUUUGAUGACAAGCUUCACCCGGGUGGUCCUUUUGACCCACUGGGCUUGGCAAAGGAUCCUGAUCAAGCUGCACUCCUGAAGGUGAAGGAGAUUAAGAAUGGUAGACUUGCAAUGUUUGCCAUGCUGGGUUUCUUCUUCCAAGCUUAUGUUACUGGAGAAGGUCCCGUGGAGAACCUCGCAAAACAUCUCAGCGAUCCUUUUGGCAACAACUUGCUCACUGUCAUUGCUGGUUCUGCUGAGAGAGCUCCUUCUCUGUGAUUUUACUUUACUUGAUGUUCCCUACUCAUAAUCUAAAUGCACUGUACAUCUCAUUGAGAUAUUUCAAGGUGUUACCGGGCGAUUAACCUUAAUCCAUGCACUUGAAAUCUGAUCUUUCGUUUA